This is a messenger RNA of Hydractinia symbiolongicarpus, 2240 nucleotides long. RefSeq names its product Krueppel-like factor 12. NCBI's taxonomy places the organism in Eukaryota, Metazoa, Cnidaria, Hydrozoa, Anthoathecata, Hydractiniidae. Bases 370 to 1569 code for a protein of 399 amino acids. The record is from RefSeq and is a predicted model, not a curated record. Gene Ontology annotation, molecular function: DNA-binding transcription factor activity, RNA polymerase II-specific; RNA polymerase II cis-regulatory region sequence-specific DNA binding. Gene Ontology annotation, biological process: regulation of transcription by RNA polymerase II. The transcript is spliced from 3 exons.
UUGACAUUCCUCUUUCUCAAGGCCUUGUUAAUGGUCGGACUUGGCAUCGUUUUGUGUUAGAGCUACUUUUGGAGAUUUCUUUCAACAUUAAUAAUAUAUUCUUAUACAUUUUCCUUUUCGAAUCUUCUCUUUAUCUUUGACUUUUCUUUCAUCUAACUUUACAUCAUAACUUAGUCGGACAGACAGAUCUCUGUACAACUUUCUUCAACUUUAUUUCAACAGAGGAAGAAUAAUUGCAAGUUACAGAUUUUACAUCAACAAGAACAAGAUAAUUUUACAAAAAUUGGAUAAUCUUUGCAACAGAUAUUUUUGUAAACAAAGUAAUCAUCGAUUAAAGAAAUUUCUUGUUUUGGAAAAGUAUUGAGAACAAUGAACAGCGUAGCUGAUCCAGUUCUAGCUUCAACAGCUAAUGUUUUUACAAAACGAAAACAUUCAGUAGAAGAUUCGGAAUGGGGUUAUGAUUUUCAAGCGCUUUGGGAUGAGUUCGACGGUUCUUCUAGUGAAGAAUCUCUUCCAGAUAGCGUUGAAAAUAACUUUACAGCCAACAUUGAUGAAAUUUUUUCGAAGGAUACGUUUCUCCCGAAUGCAAAAAUCAAACAAGAAGUCAUCGAUGACCCUCCGCCCACGGUUCAUAUUAUUGACGACUAUGAAAUGAAACCGUUUCGGAUAAAAACGGAAAACUUGGACGACGAUUUCGAUCGAUGCAAUACGAUGGAGAGUAAUGUAGACGGGUUACCACCCUCACCCACACCGUAUUACGUUGAACCAAAGUUAGAAACUGCAUCUGCUUUAGACAGUAUUAAUCAUUGGACUAACGUGAACACCUCUUCGAUGAACUACGAAGGACCAGUCGUAACAACAGUGAUUCAAGAUUCACAAACUUUGUUGAACAUAAAUCCAACGUGCACGAAUUCAUUAGCAGCCGUGCCGCCCCAACUGAUAUUAACCACCGUUACUCCUGGCGUUGGUCCCUCUGAGUGCUAUCAGAUAGUGACGCCACAAAGUACUGUACGCCUUGAUAGUUAUCCACCCAAGAAUUAUUGUAUCAUGACCAACCGUGGCCCCGUGGCGUUAAACUUGUCGGAGUUUACUCAUGUCACGCAGGUCACUCAGGAAAACCAUGCGAGACCGUUAAUUAUCUCCCCCACUGAUAUUGACCCGCAUCUUAUUGACAGACAUUUAACUCAAAUACGAUCACCUCAGCAAACUAGACUGAGCGCUUUAUACACAACCAAACCUAGAACAAUAAGUACAACUGCCCAGGCUAAUACGAACAAUCAAGUGCGCCGUGCAGCAGCGAGAACUCACAAAUGUACGCAUCAAGGCUGUACGAAAAGUUACACGAAGUCGUCACACUUAAAAGCUCAUCAAAGAACUCAUACAGGUGAAAAACCAUACGCAUGUUCUUGGACUGGCUGUUCCUGGAGAUUUGCACGUUCAGACGAGCUGACUCGACAUUUCAGAAAACACACUGGUCAAAGACCUUUUCGUUGUUUACGUUGUCAUAGAACAUUCUCAAGAUCUGAUCAUUUAUCUUUACACACAAAACGACAUUUGGCAAACUGUUGAAUACUUUUCACUUACUACAUUUUCUCAUAUGCUGUUCUUGUAAGAUUUGAUUGGUUGCUAAGGCUGAUUGACAACCAAUCAUGUGUGUCGUUCGGUUUACUUGCACACAUAUAUAUUUUUUUCAUAAACAUAUUUAUUUUACACUAUUUUGCAUCACAGAGGUCUAUACGCGCACGCGCAGAUUUAACCCCUGUCUCGUUUGCAGGCCUUAAAAGAGAUCCUGGUGACGAAUUGUUCGUUUGUUUGUUAUAUCCUUAUUCGCAUAUUUUUAGUAUUUAAUUUUUUGACUAGCAUUUUUUACAUCAUAGGAUACUUUGCCCCGAUUAUUCAGUACUUGCAGAAACAUACAAGCAAGGCAAACGUCUCUGUUAAAUUGGAUACCAGUUUGUUUCAUAUCAACCACACCGGCUUAUAUUUUCGUUUGAAUCUAACAAAAAAAAGAGAUCUUAGGACUAAAUAAAUUAUUUUUCUAGUUCUAUUUUUCUUUGUAUAUAUUUAUUAUAGCAUAGCUAGCAUUUUUUAAAAUAAAAGAGUUUUUGUAAAAAACCACCUGGGCUUACACAGUUAAUGGUGUGCUGUCCAGGGGAUGUGAUCUGUAAAAUGUACAUAUAUCAUAAUGAUUUUCGAAAUUGCGAAAAUAAUAAUCUAUAAAAAAUCGUGUCAUGAUAUUA